Molecule: messenger RNA, 2767 nt
Organism: Papaver somniferum (opium poppy)
Lineage: Eukaryota; Viridiplantae; Streptophyta; Magnoliopsida; Ranunculales; Papaveraceae
Exons: 13
Coding region: 92-2374 (760 amino acids)
Biological process (GO): DNA damage response
Source: RefSeq, a predicted model, not a curated record
AUUAAUCCGUCUCUCCUUCCCUCCAUUACUUCAAACAUACAAAACUUUCAUAGAGAGAGAGAGAGAGAGAGAGAGAGAGAGAGAGGAAAGAAUGAGUUGUGAGGAGGACUUCGAUUGCUGGGAUACAAAAUUCUUAGAAGAUGCCAUUAGGGUAGAAGAAGAAUUCAUAUCUAAAGCUUCAAAAAACCCUACUCAAUAUUUUAAUCAAAAUCAUCAUCCUCCUCCACCACCACCACCGCAACCAUCAUCAUCAUCUUAUAGGAAUAAAUCCACUACUGAUUAUGGCUUUUCACCGCCUAGAGAGUUCUCUCAGAAACCCUUUUCAAUACCCACACAUCAACCCUCAAUAAAACCCACACAUCAACCCUCAAUAAAACCUACACAUCAACCCUCAAUAAAACCUACACAUCAACCCUUAACAAAUCCCACACAUCAAAUACCCAUUCUUGUAAAUGAUGAAGAAGAUGAACUAGAGAUUGACAGAUUAAAGAAAGAAUUAGGACGUGUUUCAGAGCAGCUUAGUAAUAAGGAGCAGGAAUGUGCGGAGAUUAAGAAGGACAGGGACCAGAAAGAGGAGCAGCUGAAAAAUGUGAUGGUACAGAUUGCAGCAAAAGACGCCGAUGAUAACCACCAUUUGAUGAAUGCACGCACGGAAUGCACAUCUUGUAAUCAAGACCAGUCUCCUAUUACUCCGUGGAUUGGAUCUAAAUAUCUACUAUCAGAGGCCAUCUCUAAAAGCGUUCCUGAUCAAAGAGCAUAUGACCCUUCACCCAAUCAACAACCAUGUGAAAACAACGGUGUCACAAAGAAAAAUAACACUCUAAGUGGAUCUUCUGUACCAUUUAAUUCUCGGCAUCCCAUUUUGAUUGAUAGUGAUCCGACAACUUCCAAUGAUCGCUCCAUUAAGACAUCUUUUAUCCCCGAGACAUCAACACUGCCAAAGUGUACUACUUCCGCAGGAGUUCAGACAGAUAUAAUCGAAUACCAUUCUACAAUAAAUGUAGCCUCAUGUUCUGGACAGACUUUUUCAAACAAAGUGGUGGAGAUAUGGGGAUCUUCAAGAAGCCAUAGAUCAGAACGAAAUCUAGUGUCCAGAUUGUUAGUGACUUGUGCGAAGGAUUUUCACGUUCUCUUCGGGUGCAUGAGCUUGAGUUUUUUAUCCAAAAUAACACUAGGCUCUGUGGGAGAAGAAAGUGGUGACAACAAGAACUCCGUGCAAUCAGUUGAAGCUUCCAAAGUUUCUCGUGUAUACAUGAUGUUAACCAAGAUGAGUAAUGGGAUGGUUAAGCCAGCUACUUUCUUUGAAGCGUUACUUGAACUCUGUAGUCUUCAAAAUGUUGUUGUUGUCCAUAGAUCGUUGUGUAUAGUUCGUGUAAUUUUGCAACACAUGUGGAGUUUGGAUUCAAGAUCUGAUUCAAGGGAUAAUGUCAUGGUCAAAGGCAUUUGCCUGAAGGACAAAAUGGUAGAAUCCAUGGAAUCUGGAAGGAUGCACACAAGAACUCAAUUUGGACUUCCUGGCUGUGCGAGUUCAAACUUUUCACCUGAUUGGGGUUCAGUCAUUCAACAAAUGAAUCAGAUCGCGUCACGGAACAGAGAAGAACAAAUACAAGUUGUAGCAAUAUCUGUUAUGAAUCUGAUUGUUACAAGAAGCAACCCUUGCUUGGAGACAGAAAGGUUUGGACAGAAAUUAUUAUUUGAAACUGUCCCAAAGCUGCUGCAUAAAGAAGUUGGCAUGCCUGUGCAAAACCAAGCCUUGCGUCUUUUGUUCCUACUUUUAAAUUGCCCAAAACUUUUGAUGAUAUUCUCCGCUGGUAUUAAAGACGGGACAGAGAAUGAAUGCGAAAGUUGUGCAGGUCUUAGCAGUAUCCUUAAGGGCUUGGCGGAUUGUGUACAGUGCAAAGAUAAUGGUCUAGAGGCCCUAAGGAUUCGUAGGCAUGCAAUCGUCGUGUUGGCUUUCAUAGCAUCUUCUGGAAAUUUGGGCUUCGAGGUGUUAUUUAAUCCAGAGACAUCUAAACGGAUCAAUUUUCUGGGUAUGAUUGUGCAAGCAUUGGCUGCAGAGGUGGAUGCAGAAGCAACAGAGUUGGCCGGAGCGGCAGAAAUUUGUAAAGAAAGGACCUCACUUGUAAGAGAGUCCCUGAUUCUUCUGAACAGAUUGGCAUCAAGUACCAUUUACUCAGCCACUGUCUUGGGAAUCCUGACAAGCAGCCGAGAUAUGGCAAGCUUGACCACUGAUGUUGCAUAUAGAAUUUCCAAGAGAGGCCGAAUGAGUUCCAUCUCUGCCGUCAUGAAUACAACAAAAUUGGAUGCUGAGAUAAAUGACUUAGCCAGGGUUUUCAGAUCAAGAGUUCACUCCUACUUGGGUAAUACCAGGUGAUUUUGGCAGUAGGUCUGAUCAGCAGACCAUGAUCGAGUUUUUUCUGUUUUGUAUCACCAGGUGAGAUCAGAAAUCUCAACUAAAAGCAGAUAUAAGAUCGGUCGAUGUUCGUUGAGGGUUUUGAGAAGACUCUUUGAAGAUUUGACUGUAGACCUUCAACGAUUUUGGAAGGUUGUUUUUGCGGUAAAUACCUGCCAAUUGUAUAAUUCUUGGAAAGAGGAAGUUAUUUUACUUCAAUCUGUAAGGCAAAUUUUGCGUUACCCUGUUUUUGUCUGCAGAUGAGGAGACCAAUUUGUAUAUAAAUUGAACUAUUGAGAUCUGAAUGGAUUUGGAAGUCGGUUGUACCUCAAUUGCUUAAUUUAAUAUAGUGAAUCUCCUUGUAAGAAAUAAGAA